Molecule: messenger RNA, 552 nt
Organism: Vicia faba (fava bean)
Lineage: Eukaryota; Viridiplantae; Streptophyta; Magnoliopsida; Fabales; Fabaceae
Source: the annotation of a GenBank genome assembly
AUGGCCUUUCUGACCCGCUACCCACCUGAAAAAACCACCUUCUCUCAUCUUGUCAACGAUCUCCUCGCAAUUCUCGACGCUCUUUCUCUUUCUAAGGUGUUUCUUAUUGGAAAAUUUUUUGGAGGUCCUCCAGCAUAUCUGUUUUCCAUUCUACUCCCAGAAAGAGUGUUAGGAGUCAUCACACUGGGAGUUCCAUAUGUUCCACCAGGUCCUCCUAUGCUUCAUAAAUACCUCCCAGAAGGCUUAUACAUUUUGAGAUGGAAGAACCAGGAAGAGCAUAGGCUGAUUUUGGACGGUUUGAUGAAAAAACUGUUGUGCGAAAAGUUUACAUCCUUUUCUCGAGAAGUUCCGUAUAAGACAGUUGGUGAUGACUUGAGCUUGCCAGAUCCUGUAGUCAAAGUUCCAACACUGGUGAUAAUUGGUGGAAAAGAUAAUGUUUUCAAGUUUCCAGGGAUGGAGGAUUUAAUAAAAAAGGGAACCCAUUUUGUUCAAGAACAAUUUCCUCCACAGGUGAAUCAGCUUAUCCUUGCCUUCUUAGCCAAACACAUUUGA